Medioppia subpectinata is the source of this 417-nucleotide messenger RNA. Lineage: Eukaryota; Metazoa; Arthropoda; Arachnida; Sarcoptiformes; Oppiidae. The record is from the annotation of a GenBank genome assembly.
CAGGGUAUAUUGUUUUUUAUCGCCGGUUACGACACAACCAGCGCCGCCAUAACCCACGCCCUGUACUACUUGUCUAAACACCCGGACUGUCAGCAAAUACUAUACGACGAGUUGCGAACUUGCGAUGAGUUUACGUACGAAAAGUUAUCGCAAUUGAAAUACUUGAACGCAGUUAUCAAUGAAACACUACGUCUCGCGCCCUCUCUUACCCGCAUUAAUCGCGAGUGCCUUCAGGACUAUAAACUCGGAAAUACGGGCAUCACAAUACAAAAGGGAGUUGUAGUUGAAAUAAUACCCUACGCUUUGCACAGACAGGCAGACCUGUGGCCCAACCCUAACGACUUCAUACCCGACCGUUUCCUAAACCCAGUACACCAUCCGUACGCUUACAUACCCUUUGGUGGCGGACCCAGACUU